AUGGGAGGUAAGAAAAUGAUGAAAGCUUGCACUAAGUGCAAGCAGCGUAAGAAAAAGUGUUCUGGCGGGCUUCCAUGCGAUUAUUGUAUCAAGAUCAAUCUACCACACGAGUGCGAGUAUAAGGAAAAAGUCAGGUCCAAGUUCGCUACUGUCUCUGAGAGAUACAUAAGUUCUUUGAAGAGCAGGAUUAUGGAACUGGAGGGAGAAUUGGCCAAAAUCAAUUCAGGCGCUACUGAGACAGUGGCAGUUUCGGCACCGAGCAGUAAUGCACUUAUGAAUCCACUUAUCGAGCCAGAAUACAGAUUGCAACGUCAAACGGUUGGCAAUGGUGAGUCCAGCACAAGUUGCGAUAGUCGGUAUUUAGGAAUGUCAGCGUGCGCGCAGUUUUUGAGAAAGCUGAAAGAGUCGUUGACCAUGUCUGGCGAUCCCAAUGGUGGAGUGUUAAGUGAGACCUCUCACUCGCGAAGUUCAGCUUCGGGGCCCAGUAAAAUACUCACACAGGAUUCCACUGAUGAUUCAUACCUUCAAAUUGUGGUAAAAGAAUUACUACCAUCAAAAGCCGAGGCUAACAGGCUUUUGGAUAUAGCCUGCCGAAUGAUUGGCGCAGACUACAUGUUCAUCGAAGCUGACUACUUCAAAAUUGUAGAAGAACUGUACGAAAAAGUACUUCCUGUGACAGCGUCCGAAAAGGUCCAGUACGCGAAUGAGCUUCUACGAUUUGUGUCCCACUUGGCCCUUGGUUCGCUGUUUGAUAGGGAGAAUCCUACCGCAAGCUCUCUUGGCAAAGAACUGCACCAAACGUCAAUUUCACUGUACGGCCAGAUUUUGAAGAGCUACGAUCAAGCUGCCGGUGCCACCUUGAUCCAGUCGUUACUGUGCAUGGCUUACUUUGCCCUGUCUCAAAAUAAAACUACCUUUGUGUUCACAACUGUCGGGGCCGCGAUUCGAACCAUGCUGGCUCUUGGUUACCACAGGAAGGUAAAAUCUAAAAGGGAAAACCGCGUAUUUUGGCUUUGCUUUAUCUACGAUCGGCUUCUGGCAGUGAGGUUUGGUUUCCCGUUGAUGAUCGAUGAGCGCGACAUCAAUAUUCCAGUCUUCAACGAAGCAGAAAGAACACACAAGGCUGCUUCGUUGGACAUAUACCACUUCGUUGCUCAGGUAAAUCUUGCCAAAAUCACAACGCAGGUUCUCGCCAAGAUAUACACACAAAAUGCCUUUUCCUUUCUACACAACUGCCACUCCGUCUUGAAGCAGCUCAAAGAGUGGUUCGACGCACUCCCCAGUGAGUUAAAGUUUGAUUAUAAUGAUAUCAAAACGGGAACUGUACGGUCAACAUUCAACCUGCAUAUUAAUUAUAACUACUCCAUUAUAAUAUCGACUCGGCCGGUGUUAUUAUAUGUUUUCAACAGGAUGAUGUCAAAUAUUGGGGCCGGAGGCCCCGUUUUCGAGCAGCGCCAAUUCGAACUCAUUCAAGUCCUGUUGGAUUCUUGUAUUCAGGCAGCUGAAGUUCAGAGUCGCAUUCUGGCCAAAUUAUACUACGACGGAAAAAUGGCGAACUGCUCCUAUCUAGAUUGUCAUUACAUUUUCAGUGCCACAAUCAUUCUUAUCCUAGCAGGAUACUGUCAAACGCUUUCCGAUAACUCAGCAUUGUACUCUGGCGAUGUUAUGAAUCUGUUUGGUGCCAUAGAACACAAUUUGAGGAUAUUACAGGGCCUCUCGGAGUAUAACGUUGUAGCAAGCGAUUUUAACCGGCAGCUCACUGAGUUUAUCGAUAUGAUGAGUUCGGAUGAAGUUGUUGCUGUUUUGAAAGAGGAACCAAAACCCGAAGCCGAUCCAGCGUCCUUCCUUCAGCGGCUCAAGAGCCCAAAUCCAAAUUUUCCCGACGCAGCAAAUAACAACCUUGAUCAAGGUUGCGAUGUGAGCGAUCUAGGCUUUGUUGAUUUAUCCAAUCUGGUAAGCAACAUAGACAAAGAUCUUGAGUCAGGGAUUGCUCUAAACAUGUAUCUGGACGAAAAUCUCUGA
This is a messenger RNA of Lachancea meyersii CBS 8951, 2022 nucleotides long. NCBI's taxonomy places the organism in Eukaryota, Fungi, Ascomycota, Saccharomycetes, Saccharomycetales, Saccharomycetaceae. The record is from the annotation of a GenBank genome assembly.